AUGGACAAGAAUGGAGAAGGGGGAGAACAAGGAAUCAUGGCAGCCAAUAUUGAACCACCAGAUAUCAAGUCUUCAAUCGAGCCACCUCAGGCCUCCCAACCUUCGAAUUUAGGCGAUCGCCCAGCAUGCUUCAAGUCUACUAUCCAGGAAUGCCUCUUCGUUUUAACAGCAACGAUGUCUAUUGGCAUGUCGUCCUUUCUCUAUGGGAUCUGUACAGUGAUUACUGCUCCCAUUGGACGAGAUCUCAAUAUGAGUAGUGCGCAAAUCACGUGGAUCACUGCCUCUUCCUCCCUCAGCUCUGGAGCCUUCCUCCUCUUCUUCGCAAAAGUAGCAGACACCUUCGGCCGCCGCUCCCUCCUCCUCACCUCCAUGGGCGCCUUCUCCCUCGCCAGCCUCACCACCGGCUUCGCCACAAACGCAAUGUACAUGGACGUCCUCUGCGGGCUCCUCGGCCUCUUCAGCGCUGCCGCCGUUCCCCCCGCAGUCGGGAUUCUCGGUGCGGCUUACGAAGUGCCCUGUAAGAGGAAGAACUACGCUUUUGCGUGUUUUAGUGCGGGGAAUCCCGUGGGUUUUGUCAUGGGCAGUGUGCUCUCUGGGGUGGUUGCGAGUGUGUUUAAUUGGAGGGCGAGCUUUUAUCUUCUGGCGAUUGUGUAUGCGGGGUUCUUUGUGGCGGCUAUUUGGACGGUGCCGAGGACGCAGGAGGGGAUGACGGAGAAGGUGGAGUGGAGUGUGUUGAAGAAGUUUGAUUUGUUGGGGGUGGGGUUGAGCAUUACUGGGAUUGCAUUGUUUUGUUCGAGUUUGACGAUUGCUGGUGAUGCUCCGAAGGGAUGGAGCACCGGAUAUGUCAUUGCACUGCUGGUGCUUGGUGUUGUUCUCAUGGUGGGGUUUGUUGGCUGGGAGGCUUUCUACAAGUAUCCGCUCAUGCCUCUUCACGUUUGGAGGGACAAGAACUUCUCUCUUAUAAACGUCGUCGUCCUUCUCGGAUUCCUGUCUUUCAACAUGAGUGCAUUUUGGCUCUCACUGUUCCUGCAGAACGUUCUCGGCUUUUCGUCCUUGAAAGUUGCAAUCCAUCUUCUUCCCAUGGCAAUCGGCGGAAUUGCCGUCAACAUCAUUGCGGGUCUGGUACUUCAUAAAAUCAACAACAAAAUUUUGACUGGCAUCGGUGCUCUCGCAUACCUUGGGUCAUCACUUCUCUUGGCGACCAUGGAAGUGGAUAGCUCCUACUGGGCUUUCAUAUUUCCUUCAUUGCUUCUAUCUGUUAUUGGAGCUGAUUUGGAGUUCAAUGUCGCUAAUAUGUACGUAAUGUCCUCGCUUCCGCCAGCUCAGCAAUCUGUUGCGGGUGGGAUUUUCAACACAGUGAUGAAAAUAUGCUCUGCAGUUGGACUUGGUAUUUCCUCGAGUAUCUACAGUGCCCAGAGUGAUGGCCAUGCUGCUUUGCAGACUGCCUUCCGACCGUACAAGAUGGUCUUCUGGUUUGGUGUUGGUGUUUCGGCAGCGGCAUUACUCUUUGUUCCAUGGUUUAGUAUUGGUACGCAGGGGCACAUGGAGGAGAGUGCCGAAGUGGUGGCAGUGGUUGGUGGUGGGAUGGAAAAGGAGCAGGAUCCAGAGACCGUUCAAGAGAAGAAGAUAUGA
Messenger RNA from Cadophora gregata, 1632 nucleotides. RefSeq lists its product as uncharacterized. Gene Ontology annotation, molecular function: transmembrane transporter activity. The record is from RefSeq and is a predicted model, not a curated record. Bases 1 to 1632 code for a protein of 543 amino acids. Gene Ontology annotation, biological process: transmembrane transport. NCBI's taxonomy places the organism in Eukaryota, Fungi, Ascomycota, Leotiomycetes, Helotiales, Ploettnerulaceae. The transcript has 5 exons. Gene Ontology annotation, cellular component: membrane.